Molecule: messenger RNA, 4346 nt
Organism: Metopolophium dirhodum (rose-grain aphid)
Lineage: Eukaryota; Metazoa; Arthropoda; Insecta; Hemiptera; Aphididae
Exons: 2
Coding region: 251-1477 (408 amino acids)
Source: RefSeq, a predicted model, not a curated record
UGUUACGUUUUUUUGUUUUUCAUUACUGUAUGUAAUAUUGUUCAAUUGUAAUUUUGACCUAACACGAACUGUUUGACGUUGAAUAUUUUUAUUGAUGAGAGUUUGGUCAACUGCGUUUUAUUUAAAACUAUACUUUUAUUUCUACAUUAAGUAUAACGUGCGCUGCAAAAAUUUGAGUGAGCUUGGCGAAAACGUAAUACUAUAUUACUUUCCUUGACUGCUUAUAGUAGGUGGUACAUAUUUGUAAGAAAUGGAAGAUCCGCCGAGCUCAAGCAGUUAUUCAUUGGAUUCAAAUAGCACUUCCAAGUCCAUAGUUAUUCCGAUUGGUCCACGUUCACCUUAUUCUGGUGAUUUUGGUGAAUACUUCUCUGAACAGUACUCUGUUCUCAAGUUGGUAUUGUCUUAUCUAAACUAUUAUGAUCUUAAUACACUUCGGGAAGUCAACAGUUCUUUGAAAAUAGCUGCUGAUAUACUGUUAAAGAAACGUACGUGGAUUCAAGCUGCUUCUCUAAAUUAUAUGCACGGAACUGAUCAUCGGCCAGAGCCAAUACACAGUGGACAUUUUAUUGAUUUGAGAAUUGAACCAAAAGUAUUGUUUACUUUUGAAGGUAUGGCUGGUGGACCUUCAUCUAGAUCCAGGCCAAAAAUUUGUAUGCGUUUACGAGAUAGAAACGAUAACCGUUUCUUUCCCAGAAGCGACAUAGUGCCAAAAUCAGUUAAGACAUUUGUACCAAUUGGCGCUAAAGGUAUUAUUUAUCCAGACAAGAAUGAAAAAAAUGAAUUGAUAACUGUUCAGACCAUGAUGCAUAAAAAACUGGCACUUCUCUAUUUGCCUACAACUGACAGCUAUGAUGUAAGUGUAUUUACUCGUGUAGUUACAUCUGACUCGUUUAUACAAGAACCAAUACGUGAAUUUUUUCAUAGUGAUCCACGUCCUAUAAGAGGAAUAAUAUUUUUGAAAGUCGGUGCACCACAUAUCGAUGGAAUGAUAAGGUUUAUUGUGAAAAUGGUAUCUAACAACCAGUCUGAACCAUUUGCGUUAUCUGGAGGACAUGUAUCAAGCUUAGAUUAUGAUAAUCCACCAAAAAAAAAUAUUCCUGGUGUUUUGAAGGCAAUUAUAUUUCGUGGAGAUGGUAUACGCUGUGUGUCAGAUUUUAUUGGCUCAACAACGGAUGAUGGAGUGCUUGAAGGAUUAAAACAUACUGCACUGUAUGUUAAUAAGACUUUUGGAAAAUUGAACAUUCAUAAGACAUUCAUAAUGAUGUUCCAGUGUGUAGAUAGACAUUCAUUGCCCAUUGAAGAUAAUACUCAUCUUGCAAAGACAUUUCCAAAUAUCCCAAUUUUUGGUAUGCAAACGUGGGGAGAAAUUGGGUUUAGGUCUUUUAAAACACAUGAAUUGAAAUUUGCUCCUAAAAAGAGAAAGUUAUCCAUAAUGCAUUCAGUUAAAACCACAUACAUGAUUGUUUCUAUAGAUUAAUAAUAAUAUAACAAUAAUACCUAAUAUUAAUUUUACUUUAAAUAUUUUAAAGUAUUUUAAUAAUUUUUCUUUGUUUAUAGUGUCUUGAGUAACUUCUAUUGUUUUCCUUAUUAAACAUUUUGUUUUAUUUCUGAUUUAUAUUAAAUUGACAAUUAUUUUUAUUUUCAAUAAUAUGACUGUAUAGAAGGUUAGGUUAAGUAUCUAUCGUCUGCAGUCUAGUUAUGAAACAAAAAAAUACCAUUUUAAGUAUAGAUGCCUAUUAUUUUGCUGUUAUUUUUUGAUUUUGAUUUUAUGAUUUUUAUUUUAGAAAACUAUUCAUAAUUGUGAAGAGUAUUAUUGAUGUGUGUGUUUCAUAUUUAUUAACCUACAUAAUAUUUUAUUAUUAUUGUUUUGAAAAUUAUUCUUUUCAUUUAAUGGAUUGUAAAAAAGAUGAUUUUGCUACAAUUUGUAAUAAAAAAAAAAGGAAUAUAUAUAUAUACUGUAUGUUCGAAAAAAAACUGGGUACAAUCUAUAACUCAGUUACCUACAUUACUCAGUACCUUAUACAUAUUUUAGAAUUGUGUCUGCAGGAGAUUGAUUAUCCAAUAGUCUAGUUUUGUGUUCCGCAAACAGAAUUAAAAAAUAUGUAUAGGGUACCGAGUAAUAUGGGUAAUUUAAUUAUAAAGUGUACUCUGUUUUUGAGGACACUGUAUGUAUAUUGUUAUAAGUAAAAUAACUUUAAGAUAACGUGAUACCUGUAUGUGUUGUCUUCGUCUUACAAAUGCGUAACAUAGCAAAUUUUAAGCUCAGCAAAACACGUGUAGCUCUGUUAGUUUAAAAAUUAGACCUAAUUGACCUCUUUUAAAAUCUAAAGGUAAGAUUAUUAUUUGAGCAACCUCAUGUGCUUUUUAUUAUAUUUUAAUUUUAACGCGAGUUAUGAGUAUUUUAAAAUUAUAAAUUGUUUGUACAUCUUAAAAUACUCAUAACUCGCUUUAAAAUUAAAAUAUAUUAUAAAGCCCAUGAGGUUGCCUAGAUAAUAAUCUUACCUUUAGAUUUUAAAAGAGGUCAAUUCGCUCUAAUUUUUAAAUUAACGGAGGUACACAUGUUCUGCUGAGCGUACAAUUUCCUAUGUUACGCACAUGUAAGACGGAGACAAUACAUGCGGGUAUCACGUCUUCUUAAAUGGUUUUUUAAUGUAAACAAUUUUACUUAGAACAUUUUUUGUGAACAAUUUUAGUUCUUUUGAUAUAAUUUUCACAACAAUUCUGCAUUCACUUUAUAUAUAAUUAGUUAAGCAGGUCUUGUUUAGUUAUAUACUUUUCCAUAGGUUUAACUGUAAACACAAUAUUUAAUUUUCAUUUGUAUUUAUUUUAUGUAUAGGUAUUUGGCUGUUUUAAAUUUUUUUUAUGUAUUAAUAAUUUUAUAUACACAUGCAACUGUAACUUAAAAAUACAAUUUCAAACAAAUGUAGAAGUGUGGAAUUCUAAGUAUUGUAGUACAGUGAAACCUCUCCUAACAGACAUCUCUAAAUAGCGGACACCUCCGAAUACUGAACAACAUUUUAGUGACCAAGAGUGUCCUGUAUUUAGAGAUUUCACUGUAUUUGUAAGUGAAAUUAGAUAUGACAUUUUAUCACUUGUUAUAAUUUUAUUCUUUAAGUUAUGCAUAUCUUAAUCAUCAAUGCUGUUAAUUGUACUAAGACUAGCUAAAUAAUUAAAAACAUGUUUUUAUAGCUAGAUUAAUUAUAUUUAAGACAUAAUACACAAGUCUGACAUAAUCUUCAUGUAAUUUUUUGAAGUACAGUGAUUCAUGAGCUGAUCUCAAAAUGUAUCAUUCCCAAAGUAAUUUUUAUCUUGAUCCUAAUUGUUUUAAAAGACUAUAGUGAAUAUACAUUUGAAAUUUUAUGUUUAAUAUGCUCUAAAAGACUUAAUAGUUAUUACUUAUUAUACUCAUGAAAAUUUGUGUUUGAUGUAUUUAAAAUCAUAUAAUUGAUAUUUUAUACUAUUGCCAAAUUAUUAAUAUUAUAUGAUAAUUUAUGUAUAUUAAUAUUUAAGUCAUCAUUUUAUAUUUUUGUUUAUAUUUUGAUUAAUUUUACAAAUAUUAAAUUGUUAUUUUAUUUUAUGAAACCAUUAUCUAUUUAUAUUUUGAUUCCCACCUAGUAGGUAUACAUCAUACUAGAUUUAUAACUAAUAUUUAUGUAAUAUUUUAUAUAAUUGAAUGUAUAUAUAUAUUAUGACACUUAUGUAUUCAUUUUUGUUUGCAUCCUAUAAGACUUAAAAAUGUUGGAAUAAUUAUUAACAACUUCUAAUUUUUACGAACUUAUGUUAUGUUAUGUUAUCUUUCUACAAUUUUAACAAUAAUUAUAUUAUUUUAUUGAAUUUUCAUUUUUAAGUACCUAUUUAAAAAUACUCUGUAUUACAAAAUAAUAUAAAGCAUGUUAUAAUUUAAUUUAAAAUCCAACUAUAAUUGUUCUUAUUGCAUAAGAAUAGAAUUUGUCAAAAUAUACCAUUUUAUUAUUUCUUUUUGUAUAUAAAUUGUGAAUUACAAACAUUGGUUUUAUUAAGUCUUAUAUUUUGAUUGAAAAAUUUAUGAAAUUUCUAAAAAGUCUAAUUCAAUUGUAUACAAUUUUUUUUAAAUACUUCGAAACCGUUGAAAGUAACAGGGUUAAGUAGCCUUUACUAAUUAUUUGGUCACAAUUAUUAUGUUAAAAUGUUAUAUACUCAAGCAUAAUAAUUUUGUUUAUUAAAUAUUAUUGAUUAUUCUUCAUUAGUUUUAGUUAUUGUGAAUACAACUAGUAUACCUACCUUAAAUAUUGUUUUUACCUAUCUAAUUAUUAUUUUCUAUGCUAAAUUAUUUAUUGUUUAUAGAUUUAAUAAACUACUCUUAUAAU